Pseudo-nitzschia multistriata is the source of this 4236-nucleotide messenger RNA. The record is from the annotation of a GenBank genome assembly. NCBI's taxonomy places the organism in Eukaryota, Bacillariophyta, Bacillariophyceae, Bacillariales, Bacillariaceae.
CAUAGGAAACGUACCUUACGAUAGGUACGUAGGAAUGGUAUGAUCCUUCAUUCCUUUCUUUGGAGCUUCGUAUCGUAUCGUACAUAUACUUCCAAUACAGUACGUACGUAUCCGUUGCACAUACAGUAGUUGUUUGCUACGUCACACAAACCGAUAUAAUGGUGUUUUAAGUUUCMUGCGUGCACGAAAACAAAUUCCCGCGCGUGUUUUUCUAUGCUCAAAUUAGAAUCUCACGGCCCUUUUCAAACAACGCAUGGGUGAAGGGAUGUAGGGUCCAAGGAUACUAAUUUUCGGGCAUAGACCAUGAAGUUCGAUGGAUAAGGGGAUAGAUGAGAGUGUGAUUGAGAAAACAUGUUCCCAGAACCAGGAAUAAAAUUAGAUGUUCGAUAUAUUAAUUUGUAAUUCAUAAACUAAUGGUAGGACCAGAAAUUUUAAGGGUAUAGACCGCGCGAAAUGCGCAACACCAUGGAUCCCGUUUGUGUGACGUAGUACUAGUACGAAUAUCAAUCGGCAGGAGGAAUGCAAAUACUACUAGUAGUAGCAUAUCUAUAUGUUGAUGAAAGUACUAGUACUGUACUACAACAACAAAGUGAACGGAGGGUAACGAGAAAGCAACAGCACUCGAACCACCACCAUCGCCAUCGCCACCAAGGAUGAGAAGACGAACCAAAAGCACUACUGCUACGAGUAAUAGUAAUAUAAGAAUGCCAAAGGACACCGCCGAGAAGCAAGCAAGCCAAGACUGCCAUUCGUCAACGUGUAUUGUUCUUUUUCAAUUGCUAGUAAUGAUGAUAAUAAAAAUAAUAUAGUAAUAAUAGUAUAGUAAUUCUUUCCUUUUCGUCCGCCGGUGGGAACAAGCCUUGUUCCGGGGUUGCCCGCCGUCCAACCGUUCCGGACCCGCCGUGCCGCACAAAGCACCGUGCCCUCACCCGCUGUUCGGGCCGUGCCACAACAGCAAAGCAUCGCCACGGUUUACCAAAACGACCAACCGGCCAGAACCGUGCCCGUCCAUGCCAGAACCACUGCCGCGACGGCCGUAUACCUAGCGGCAGCGGCAGACGGCGGCGGGGGACGGUAAAUCACCAUGCCACUGCGGUAGGGCAGAGCACCAGAAACAAGCAAUAGGCAGCAGGAACAUUUCACAGCGCAGCAAUCGAUCGCCGAACCAAUCGGUUGGAUGGUGGAAAAUAGGUUCGAAAAAAAGACGCGUGAGAGCCGAGCCGUGUCGCACCGCACCGCAAUCCCCUGGGGAGGUUUCUACAACGACCAGCACACCAGAGCCGUGCUCCACGCCCACAGCAUCGCCAAAUUGGUGGCACCGGCACCGACGCGAGUGGCCGACGACGCAAACGGGUCUUCCUCCAUAAUGGUGGGCCAGAAAAACUCGAGCAGAGGCUCCGUCGGAGCCAUCGAUGGCUCGUUCGUGGCUCCGUAGGGGCUCGGCCGUCCCGAGGGCCUCGCGGAGGGUUCCCCGGUGGGCACCGGCGUAAUGGUGGGCUGGGGGGUACGGGUGGGGCUCCCCGACGAGGACGCGGUCGGCGCCGGGGAUACCGUUGGACUCGGGCUGGGAGCCGGCGUCGGACUGAGCGUCACGUACCGGCUACAAACACUCUGGCUCGCGGCGACGCACGUGGGAUCAAAGUCUUCGAAUUGUUGCAUGUUCUCAAAGACCGAAGAAAACGGGCAAAGGCCUCCGCUGCUGUUCCGAACGUAAUUGAAUUCGUUUUGGAAGGAAUUCCCAAACACCACGACAUUGGAAGAGCCCACCAGGUUGUCCGAGAAACACGUUGUUGAUACGCCCACGGGACCCAGAGAUUCGACUAUGUAGCUGUGCGUGUCGGGCCUGGUGUUGUUCCAUAUCAUGUCGUUGUUUUCAAACAGACUGCUCGUGACGUUGAUUCGAUUUUGCCCACUGUUGCCGUAUAUCAGAGCACUCUGCGAGCCCCUUCCAAAAUAGCGAUUGUUCUAUUCAAAGUCAAAAGUUUCGGUGAGAGACGAAUACAUAAGAUAGCCUCGAUGCGCAGCAAACCAGUCUCCAAAACCGCCUGCCGGAAUACGAAAAUGACGAAAUCCCAGCUCGGGAGUGCAACGAGCUACAGCUCGACGCAAACGAAGAGCAGUCAUUCAACGACAAACAGCGAGGCCGAAACGCAACAUACGACGUACCCGGAAUUCGCAAUCCAAAAACGUCGUCACGAGUUCCGCCGAAGGGGCCGAGGCAUCGUAAAAGUCCAGCAUGAUGGGCGCGGAGGAAUUCGUAAAUUCUCGAAACUCGCAGUCCUGAAAGGUGACCGAUCCUGGCUUGUUGCCCCAGAACGAAUAUUCCCCGGCCCCGAUGAAGACGAGUCCCUCGAUGCGGACGUUUUCCAGCGAGUCGUCCGUGAUCCCCAAAAUUUUCGUCCCGUCCAGGUGCAGGUCUCCUCCCUUGACCCAGCAAACAUUCUCCCGCAGACCCUGGUCUCCGCACCGAAUGGUCAUGUUGGGCCGGAGGGGAAGCGGCGGCAUGACGGCCUUUCCCCCCGGAGGCUGGACCAGGUUGCCAUCGAAAUCGAGCUUCCCAAUCUCGUACACGUGGCGCGGGCAAAGAAUGUACAGGCGCGGAACGGAGGUGUCCGUCACGACGGCUUCCCGCUUGUAAAUCGCUUCGAAAUCGUCGAUGCAGGAUUGCCCGAGGGUCCCCAGUGGCAAGAGGAGGACCAGAAGGAUCGUCCAGAGAAAACCGCAACGGCGGUAUUGGCUCAGUGGCCUCUCGGAAGGCAAGCGACGCAUUGUCAAACCGACCAUUGGUGCACUGCGUCGAGAGGAUGAGCUGUAUUCAACCCCAGACCCAGAAUAUGCGCGGAAGUACUUCUUGCUCUUGCGUUCGUCGUUUGAUACGGAGGAACAACGACAACGACGACGACAAAUGCCCGGGCGCAAAAGUUGGUGGAACCCGAUGCCGAACAAACAAAAAAGGUCACGAUGGUGUUUCAGAGUUGCGUUGGUUUGGUUUGAUGGAAUGCGUUAUCUGUACCUUGCGGGUUGGUUCACCCAUCAAUAAAUGAUGAUCAGAAUAAUGACAACAAUUAUUGCUUUUUGGUGGGAGGAGAUCGCGUUGCGUGCCGUCGUGUAUCGCACCGUUACGUACAGUUCAUGGUCGACGAAAUAAACCGUCCAGCUACCAAGCGGAAGAACCACGUUCCACGAACCGCAAAAACCAUUCCCGAAUGUGAACUGUUGCGUAUCGUUUUGGCGCGCCGAUCAUUGUUUUCAUGUGUUUUGUAUGUGUGUGUUUUCGUACUGCUCAACGGCUUCUUUAAAAAAACCAAUUUGAAAACUAGCGCGUCCCCACGAAACUAUCCUGCGAGUACGGUAGAUACUCGUGUGUACGGUAACUGUCCUUACGUACUUAGUACGACUACGCACAUGUACAUGUAGUUCCCGGGUAUGAAUUUUUUCACUGCUCUGCUUGGUCGCAGACUGCCGAGUGAGCUCGUCCUCUCAUUCCCACUUCACUUUCGAAACAUUUUUGCACCGUAUCCUCGAGUUUUUCUUCUUGUUGUUCAUGCUCUUUCACAUGUUCGAACGCCAUACAAGCGAGAGAUGACAAACUGUUCUCGCUGUAUGACUCAAUUUUUAACCAUGAAAACACGAAAGGGAAACGUAUGCUGGCGUUCGUGUGAUUCAUUGAUUGAAGCAAUCGCCUGCAAGUGGGGAGAACCGUUUGUUCUUAGUCUUGUAGUAAGAGCAAAAACAGCAGGGGGACGACGUCGACGAGCACGAGCACCAGCAUCAGCACCAGCACCAGCACCAGAUGGUGGUGAUGAUGAGGAGAAGCAAGGAAGAAUGCUGGCGAUUGUAAUAUACUAGUAGUACUGCUACUGACAAAGAAAAAUCCUCCUCCAAAUUGCGAUUCACUUCGCAUUUGUUAUUACACCAAUCGUCCAAUUUCCUUCUUCUCGAGAAACAUUGCAAUUGCUUUGUUGUUGUUGUUGUUGUUGUUGUUGUUGUUGUUGUAAAAAAGAUUAAUAGGAGGAAGAUAUACUACUGGUAGUACUAGUAGUAGCAGUAGAUGCUUCAAAGUCAGUGCUUGGAGGUUUUGAUGACUCUUUCAUUUAAAUGCAGCACCAUUGAAAUUUUUGUUCCAUCAAGCCAAGAAGAAUUGAACAUGAGGAGGAUCCUUUUUGUUAGUGGUUUAAUACUAGAAUUUCUGGUAUGAUCCUUCUUGAAGAGUCAAAAUAACUUGUCAAUUUCACC